AUGGAGCACAUUGACGGAGCUGUCAUCAACCCCAAAGAUGGAAAACUCAUUGAAACCUGCAAGGAGGUGCUUGCUCCUAUUGUCACCAAUGUCGUCGACGCCGUCUACGACCACCUUCUCAAGUACGACCUCACCGCCGAAUCUUUUGCGCCGAAACAGUCACAGGAAGGCGUCACCGCAGACGCAAAUGUGCGCGACCUUCAUGCUGGCCACGAAAACAUCAAAUAUCGGAAGGACUUCUUGAAGGGUUACCUGGUCAGAUUGGUCUCGAACCACGGCUGGACUCCCGAGAGCAAGUUUUGGGAGUACAUUGACAUGGUGGGAAAUGUCCACACAGGCUCCACAGAUUCUGGUUUGAAGCACCGGAAGAACAGAUCUGCCCUCUUUGUGGAGUACCGCGAAGUCAAUCUAUUGCUUGGAUGGGUCGAGAAUGCCGUCACCGACAUUGUCAUGGGCGUCGAGGGGUUGGAACUGCAGACAAAAGUGGACAUUCUGAAAGCUCUUAACAAGUUUUGGUGGAUCCAGAACGAUCUCUUUGCGAGACACUAUAUCACAGGUUUGAAAGUGCCCCAGGUGGAAGAGGCGCGGCGCCUGCUGACCUGGAUUGACAAACUCAAGGCUGAUCCGGUAUUCCCGAUUGUCUCGGCGAUUGUGCUUUUUGUCGCCAUCUUCAGCUUGAAAUUCUGA
Molecule: messenger RNA, 687 nt
Organism: Cladophialophora bantiana CBS 173.52
Lineage: Eukaryota; Fungi; Ascomycota; Eurotiomycetes; Chaetothyriales; Herpotrichiellaceae
Exons: 2
Coding region: 1-687 (228 amino acids)
Molecular function (GO): oxygen binding; heme binding
Source: RefSeq, a predicted model, not a curated record